Haliotis rubra (blacklip abalone) is the source of this 1971-nucleotide messenger RNA. Its product is annotated as gamma-glutamyl hydrolase A-like. Gene Ontology annotation, cellular component: vacuole. Lineage: Eukaryota; Metazoa; Mollusca; Gastropoda; Lepetellida; Haliotidae. Gene Ontology annotation, molecular function: gamma-glutamyl-peptidase activity. Gene Ontology annotation, biological process: tetrahydrofolylpolyglutamate metabolic process. The transcript is spliced from 9 exons. The coding region runs from base 162 to 1106 and encodes 314 amino acids. The record is from RefSeq and is a predicted model, not a curated record.
UUUCGCGAACAGAUAUUGUUUGACAAAGCCGAAGCUGCCUCGUGUGAGUGGAUCGGAUCUUCCUGUCACGCGUUGCCAAAUGAGCGGGAUUCCCUGUUACUAAAUAUAGCCAGCAAGGAGCGCUUCCACUGUAAAAUACUUCCUUCUUCGUCGUGGACGAUAUGGCGGUGUGUGUGUUGGUGCAGCUAUGCGUAUUGGUGACGGCGGUAACAGCACGGUACGUCACCUACAACAACAGACCAGUGAUAGGUGUCCUCGCCCAGGCCACAGGGAGCAAGACACAUGGCGACACCUACAUCCCGGCUAACUAUGUAAAGUUUUUGGAGCAGGCGGGGGCAAGAGUAGUGCCAGUCAGAGUGCGGCAACCAAGCUCCUACUACGCCAAGCUCUUCUCGCAGAUCAAUGGAGUGCUGUUCCCCGGGGGAAGUGUCGGCAUUGUUAGCAGCGACUACGCCAAGGCGGCAAGGAUCAUCUACGACAUGGCGGUGAAGGCUAACGACGCCGGGGAUCACUUCCCCCUGUGGGGCACCUGUCAGGGCUUCCAACUCCUCACCAACCUGACGGCCAGACACAACCUCCUCCAGCCCGUGGAUGCCUCGGAUAUCAGUCUGCCUCUCGACCUAGCUCCAGAUGCCAAGUCCAGCAGACUGCUGGGUCGACUGUCACAGAAGACUCUUCACAUACUGACCACAGAGAACGUCACCCCCAACUUCCACCACUACGGUCUGUUGCUGGAGACGUUCAACCAAACCAAGUCACUCAACUCCUUCUACAGACUCAUCUCCACCAACAGAGGGCGGAAGGGGAAGGUGUUUGUGUCCACUAUAGAAGCCUUCAAGUACCCGUUCUAUGGCACCCAGUGGCACCCUGAGAAGAUCAACUUCGACUGGAACCCAAACCACGAGCUGGACCAUUCCAGCAAUGGCGUUUAUAUCUCACAUUUUUUCUCCUCCUUCUUCAUCAACGAAGCUCGUCUAAGUGGACACAAGUUCCCCAGUGUUCAGGCUGCUGCAGACGCCGUCAUCGAGAACUUCCGCUUGAACUACCAAGAUGACGGCACAUUCGAGCAGAUAUAUUUUUUCAACUACACCAAAACGUACGCGUAAUGUGUCUACAUUCCUGCACAUCUACCAUUUCAACAGCCUCAAUCCAAUAUCUGGAAAUUCUAAAAUAAUCUGUCGGACUAGAGAAAGCAUACACGGGUUUGAUGGUCUCUGAAAAUAGAACACAUUAAACGUUUAUUUCAAGGAUAUUUCAUACGGAUAUUUAAAUUUUCAACCCCAGUUUCACUGUUCCGGUGACUGUCUUCAACGCAGUAACGGUUUGAUAACAUUUGUCAUUUGUUUGGGCAAAUGCCAUUUUCAAAGAUACAAGUUCGAUCUCUUGUCCGACAGUUUGAGGCAAAAUGUACAGGUACUGUUUUCUCUGCUUGGAAAUUCUACAUAAAACCCCUUGAAAUAUACAUCUCAUAGAUCACACUAGAGACUCCAUGUUGUUUUACCUCACUGUUCUGAACUGUAUUGAUAUUGCUGAAGUAUCUAGUCAAGCAUAAGCUAUCAACUUGAAACUCAGUGGAAGUCUUGCAACCAACGUUUGUUCAGCGUGAUGACGUCACAAAACCUGAUAUGUUCACUCUAAAAGUGCGAAAUGCACAUUUGUGUCUUUUUUGAUAAUGGGUGAGAUGGUUUUCUUGAUAUUCGUUUUGAUCCUAUCAUGCUGAAAAUGUUACAUUCCAUAGGUCAUUAUUACUAAAUAAAUCUCAUGAUGAUAAAAUUAUAUUUUUGUAAUUUUUUAAUGACAUGAGAUAUUUGUGAGGUAAUAGUUUGAAGCAUAAUAAUUUGGCGAUGACAGUAGGCUAUGCCUUGUAGUGUAAUGGCAAGUCUUGUAGUGUAAUGGCAAGUCUUGCAGUGUAAUGGCAAGUCUUGUAGUGUAAUGGCAAGUCUUGCUAUCACAUUAUGAGGACCUGUAAGU